UAAACCUGACUGGAGAUCAGCUGUCCUGUCUCGGUCCUCUGCAUCCUCCCUACAGCCGGCAACGUGGCAACACUCAAAUCUUCAAAGUUUUCUUAUUUUCCAGAUGUGACCUACAAUCCGAGGACGCGGUUUAUUCUUGUCGAACUGACACAGACGACACUGUCAGUGAUGGUUUGUUCUUUUUUUUGUGUUGUUCUUCUGAUUAUCCUGAGGAUGGACGUGGUUUCCUCUUUUGCUGCCUUGUGGGACUGCAGCUGUCAAAGUGUUCAGGGUGUGCUCCUCUGUUUACCCUCAGCUCUCUGUGCAAACACAACGGACCUGAAGAAACGUACACGCACCCAGUAGUAGGACUUUGAUUCUUUUUUAAAUUAAAUGGUGCAUUUUUUCUCGCAUUGGGAUCAUUUACAGUUUUGUUUUCUAGCACUAUCUGCACACUGUUAUUUGGCUCACAGUGUUUGGUGAACUUUAUCCUCUCCUUAUCAUGCUCACUGGUUAUCUGCUCCUGUUGUGAGUUUCCCAUGAAAUGAUGUGGCAGCUGUGAAUGCACUUUGACUGGCAUGUGUGAGCUGAGUUGAGGGGUCACCAUGGAUCACAGAGGUCACCAUGGGCCCGACUCCGGCCGCCACUCCCACAGAACUAAAGGCAGAGAGGCGAAGUCCAGGUAUUCUCAGCAGGAACGGGACCAGAACUACCCACCAGCUGACCCCAGAGACAGGGACAGGCACUGGGGCCAUCCCGAUCCCCGCUACCAGCCUCAUUUCACCAGCCCUCCUCCUCCCAGAGCUGAGCAGUAUCCUUACAGCUCUCAGCAGCACUCCUACGGCUAUGGACGACCAGAACACCAAAGACCUCAGUCCAGACAUGGGUACGACUAUUCCCCCCACAGCCACUGGGACUACAGAGACAACUACGGUUACUAUGACUACUACAGAGGACAGCAUGGACAACCAGAUGGUGGUCAAUGGGCUUCCCAGGACUCAUGGAGACCAGACCGGUACCAUGAAAGAACACAGAGGCAGGAACAUCCAGGGAGCUUCUAUACAGAAGAGUACAGGUAUGACCAAGGGAGAGACGGUUCCCAACAUUACCUCAAUGACUACGAGGAGACUCCCUCCAGAGAAAAUGAAGAGAUUUCCACCUAUUAUCUUGGAACAUUAGAAAGUUCCAAAAACUCAGGUUUAUCUUCCAGCAGCUAUGAGCUGAGUCAGUACAUGAACGGAGCUGAACACAGUAGCUCUGCCUCACAGCCCGAUCACACGCCUGAAGGAGAGCCUGUGCAUCAGAUGUCAGCUCCUCUGAAGUACUCCAUCCCUCAUGCUGUUGUCAGCUUCGGGCCUGCAGGUCAGCUGAUACGGGUCAAUCCAGGCUUGUCAACACAGGAGAAUGUCAGCCAGCUGGAAAUCCACAGUCUGGAAGUCAUUCUGAGUGAGACACAGGAACAGCAAGAGAUGAGAAACUUUCCAGGGCCGUUAACCAGGGAAGAUUUGCACAAAGUAGACGCUAUAGAGUUUGCCCACCAGAGGGCAGGAGGCUGCAUGAGAGAUGACAAGCUGCAGGAUAAAAGCUCUGCUGCGCUCUUGUGGAAUCUGUUGAUACUGCUCUGCAGACAGAACGGCCAAAUAGUUGGGUCAGAUGUUGCAGAGCUGCUGAUGCAAGGCUCAAACUCUGAUGGAAGCUGGGAGUCAGACGCUCCCACACUCAUUGACUUCAAUGAGAACACGACCGCUGAAGCACCACCUCGCAAAGGGGACGACCUGCUAACGGGAAAUUGGACCAGCUUCAGCUCUGAGAACUCAGAAAAGGCCCUGCAGAGCUACACUAAGCUACUGCUGGCUGGAAGGAAGAAGGAGGCCCUGGAGGCGGCCAUGACCAGCGGCUUGUGGGGGCACGCACUUUUUCUGGCCAGUAAAAUGGACAACAGGUCUUACACCACUGUGCUGAACAGGUUUACAGGCCAGCUAACGGUCAGCGAUCCCCUCCAGACUCUGUUCCAGCUGCUAUCUGGAAGAAUCCCUUCUGUAGCCACGUGCUGUGGAAAUGAAAAAUGGGGAGACUGGAGGCCCCAUCUGGCUGUGAUGCUCUCCAAUGAGACGGGAAAUUUAGCCGUCCAACAGAAGGCCAUCGUCACCAUGGGAGACACACUCGCCUCCAGAGGCCUCAUACAUGCAGCCCAUGUGUGCUACCUGACAGCCAGUGUUCCCUUUGGGGUGUUUACACAGAAGGCAGAGAGAUGGGUGCUUCUGGGCAGCAGCCACAGGCAGUCGCUGGAAGACUUUGCGACAAACUCUGCCAUUCAGUGCACUGAGUUAUACGAGUACUGUCAGACACUUGUGGACAAAAGCUUUUCAAUACCAUCCUUUCAGGUGUAUAAGUUCCUGUAUGCAAGUCGCCUGUUGGACUGUGGGCUUCCAUCUCAGGCCUUCCAUUACUGUGAGGUGGUGGGUCAAGCCAUCCUCAGGCAAAGGGAGCCUUUCUUUGUUCUGACUGAAGAGGUUGUUAAGCUUUCAGAUAGACUGAGAUUCUCGGAGGGUCAGUUCAGCGAAGGAGGCCUCAGUGGAGUAGAACAGGAACCCGUCUGGCUGAAACACCUGAGGGCUCGACACCACAAUUUACAGAUGGGGAGUUACGACUAUGCUGACACAUCCCAGCUAGCUCCUGAAAGCAGUGAGUAUGGGGACACCAAAGUGUGCUCAGAACCUGAUUACGAUGAUCUAAACCAUGACAUCAAGAGUCCUGAGCCUGAAUUACUUUAUUACACUGAGGACCAAGAAAGCCUUGUGCAUCAAACUGAGAUGUUAUUGGGCAUCAGAGGAGCUCAGGAUUGGCCACAAGCCAGCUCUCCCCCUAUGCCAGUAAUGGUGGUCUCCACUUCCCCACCGCCUACUGUGGCCACAAGCCAAAACUUCAGUUAUCAUAACACAGAUACUGCUGAAGUCAGAAGUGCCUCACCACAUUGUUCUCCAAGCAAUCUGGGUUCAGUAGCAGAGGGACUUCCUGAAUUGUCCUCAGGAGCAGGGACGAUGGAGGUCAACUUCAGUCAGAAUGGGCAAAGCCAGCAGACCAUUCCUCAAGGUUUAGGGUUCUCAGACCAGAACAAUGAGCCUCCUCAACCAGCCACAAAGACAGGAUGGUUCAGUGGUUGGUUUAAAUCAAAACCCAAAGAUGUCCAAAAGGAGAAUUCGGAGCCGAGUAACCAAGCACAGACAGUACCGCCCACUGCUGGCUCUUGGCCUCCUCCACCGCCUACCGCUGGCCCUCCUGGCAUGUUUCCCUCCCAGCCUCCCUCUGCUGGAAUAAACGCCUUUUCAAGGAAACCAGGCCAGCAGCUGGGCUAAAAAAAAUCGUUGCCAUUCAUCUCUGUCACAGGAUCACUGAUGCCACUAAAAUCUUUUAUGUUGUCUAUAUAUUGAAUGAUCGCUUCAUCUGAGCUUGGAAGUUCGAUCCAUACAGCUCCUGUGCCUGCGUUUCUUUUUUGGGAGUGCCCUUUCAAACACCUACAACAUCAUGUGGCAUGUUGGAUACAGAAAUACUCUGGAUGGACUGGCAUACUGUAACAACUCAUAUUGCAGUGAGUGAAACAGCUGAGGUGUUCUUUCUGGAAGCUGACAGUCGGGGGAAACACCAGGGUACGCAGGACAUACUUGGGGAAGGAAUAUCAUUUAACUGUCUGAACCUCUAAACCCACUCACAGGUUAAAAAGACAUGUUUUGUUUCUGAAUUCACCCGCAUCAAACCAUUUAUCAAAAGGUAGAAACUGUAAAAUAGAAAGAAUUGCUUAUGACUCUUGAACUACUCAUCAGAGACAUGCCAUUCUGUUGGAAGACCUAACCAAAACUAAGCUUAAAAUUCAUUAAAACCACUUUCUUCUGCAGCUAUUAUUUGAAAUUUAUUUUUAAAAAAAAUCAAUUAAAAAAACUUUACCAGAUUCUAUAAGAAACCAAAAUUUCUGCUCUUCUGGCAACAACCUUGAAGACAUUAGCGACUCCACUGCGACCAACAGUCACAUGAUAAAGUUAUAGGAACUUUCGGCUGAACUGCAGACUGUGUUACCACAGAGCAGAUAGGAAAGAAAAAUGGAAACAAAUUAAAAAUGUAAAUAGUAAAAUAUCUAUAAUAUGUAGGGUCAGCAUUUUUAAAAAAUAUUUUUGGUAGCUCCUUGUGGGCAGUUGAAAAAAUAUUGAACAUGUUGAUUUCAGGUUUUUCCAAUUUUGGUAAAAUCAAUAAAGAAAUUUAACUUUGUUUUUUUUUUCUAAUGAUUUGUGGCAUUAUAACUUCAUUAUACUGCACAAAAUACAUUUUUGAGUUCUCUCGACUUUCCACAGAGGUGCAGAACUUUAUAAUGCAGUAAAAAAUGAGCCCACUGUGAAGAAAAAUGGGGUGGUAGCAAAAAAACUUUGUAGCAUUAGUUAAAUCUGACCAGUUCUCCUAUGAAGAGAAAAACUGUUCCCGAGAUUGGAAACAUUCACUUCAAAGGUUCGAUCGCCUCUAUUUUUGAGCCUAGACCUCUGAACAUCCAAGAGCAUCUGGUGGGUCGAUCUCAGAACUCUGACCUCAGUGCUCUCAGUGUUGUGAUGAUGCAAGAAUUUUGCUAAAUAAGGUGCCACCAACCCAUUUAAACUUUAAAACUAACCAAUAAAUCUAAAAAUCAACCAUGACUUUUUAGUACCAUCUGCAGAUGAUGUCGUUCUGUACCCACAUGCAAAGAGUAGCAACAGUGUUAAUAGGGUCUUUGAUAGAGAGAUCGGCCUUCCCUCAACAUCCAUCAGCAAAAUGUAAGCUAUAUUUAGACAGAGAAAUGAACGAAUGGCCCCAUUGCAUCAGCUUUUAUGAUAAAAUAUCUGUGCACUAGCAUUUGUAUGCUACAUAAAAUAGACAAACAUAGUUACUGUCACUGUACUUCCUGAUAUAGGUUCACCACAGAAAUCUACAGACCUGAUUACAGGAACUAUAAAGAUUACAAUAAUGAAACCUCUAUGACGGUGGGACUAGCAUUUAUAUGUCUCAAAAAAUACUUUAAAACAUAAGUAGGAUACAAUUGAAUAAAUGCUGCGACCAUUCAGCCCCACAGAAGUCAGCUUGUACUUCCAAGUGAGGAAGUGUAGUAAAUUGAUCACAGUGAAGGCAAUGCUUGAUUAUUUUUACCGUGUGUAAAGUGCAGCAGUUGUACUUUUAAUUAUAUAUGAGACAUGUACAGAAAAAUAAUCCAGGCAUAAUUUGUUCUCCGGUCAUCAGGCUGCCAAGAUGAAUGAUACCACAUGGUGGGAGAGGGAGGGGCAUCGGGAAAGACCUAUGCUAAGCUCCCCUACAGCCAGCUGUUUAUGUGCUGAUGAGUUUUGCAGUGCCUUUAUCUAAGAAAGGGUUUUAUUGAUACUGCUAGUAUGUAAAUUUUGUCAGCCCACAAAGCUCUUUAAAAUGUAUAUAAACACAUAAUAAUAUAUAUUCAGGCAAUGAAUUUUGGAACCACCUUUUUAUUACUAUGUCACUUUGUCACAAAUGUUUUUGCUUCAAUCACAUGACUGUACUUGGAGUAAGUCAGUGUUUUUUUUGCCUCUGAGUAAAUCUCUAUAAAAUGCUGAAAUCUG
This is a messenger RNA of Amphiprion ocellaris (clown anemonefish), 5582 nucleotides long. It is a transcript of the gene sec16b, whose product is annotated as SEC16 homolog B, endoplasmic reticulum export factor. Gene Ontology annotation, biological process: COPII vesicle coat assembly; Golgi organization; autophagy. The transcript is spliced from 25 exons. Gene Ontology annotation, cellular component: ER to Golgi transport vesicle membrane; endoplasmic reticulum exit site. The coding region runs from base 585 to 3335 and encodes 916 amino acids. The record is from RefSeq and is a predicted model, not a curated record. Lineage: Eukaryota; Metazoa; Chordata; Actinopteri; Pomacentridae.